This is a messenger RNA of Toxotes jaculatrix (banded archerfish), 868 nucleotides long. Its product is annotated as lysozyme g-like. Gene Ontology annotation, biological process: peptidoglycan catabolic process. The record is from RefSeq and is a predicted model, not a curated record. Gene Ontology annotation, molecular function: lysozyme activity. Lineage: Eukaryota; Metazoa; Chordata; Actinopteri; Toxotidae. The transcript is spliced from 4 exons. Bases 122 to 781 code for a protein of 219 amino acids.
GUAAAAAUGCUCUAUAAAUAGUCCCGUCACCUGUUCCGACUUAAGCUUGGACAGAGGGACACAGAACAGCAGCCGUCACAUUUCAGCUUCAAGAGGACGAUCAGACAAGUAAACAGGAGAAAUGAGUUACGGAGACAUCAUGAGGGUUCCAACCACUGGAGCUUCAGACAUUACUGCGCAGCAGGACAGGCUGGGAUACUCAGGUGUAAGGGCAUCACACACCAUGGCAGAGACUGACAAUGACAGAAUGAAAAAGUACAAGUCAAAAAUCCGCAGCGUGGGAGGUAAAUAUGGAAUUGAUCCAGCUCUCAUUGCUGCCAUCAUCUCCAGAGAGUCCAGGGCUGGAAAUACACUGAAGGAUGGCUGGGGAGACUGGGACCCCAGCAGAAAUGCGUUUAAUGGAUGGGGACUGAUGCAGGUUGAUGUUAAUCCAAAGGGAGGUGGGCACACUCCUAAAGGUGGCUGGGACAGUGAGGAACACAUCUGCCAAGGCACUGAGAUCCUGGUUUAUUUUCUUGGACGGAUCCGCAACAAAUUUCGUGACUGGAGCACCGAGCAGCAGCUGAAAGGUUUGUUUUAUCGAAUCAGUCGACUCGUACACGCAUCAGCUUUCUUAAGUUUGUUCUCAUUUGUAUUUGUCUCUGCAGGAGGGAUAGCAGCCUACAAUCAGGGGGACGGAAAUGUCCAUUCCUAUGAUCAAGUGGAUGCAUACACAACAGGUGGAGACUACGCCAAUGAUGUUGUUGCCCGAGCUCAGUGGUACAGAAACAACGGUUUUUAACAGCCGAAUAAUCUUCUGCAAAUCAUGAAUGAAACACUUUGUAAUGUGUGUCUUGUGCCAAAAGCUAAAUAAACAACAUAAAGCAAA